UCAAAAAUGCCAGCUGAAGAAGUACAACUCGAAGACGCUCAAGUAGAGACUCUCGUUAGCUUGAAGAAGGAGUCAGAAGUCUCCGCAUGGAAGGCUCAAAACGAGCACCACAAGAUUUUCAAGCCAUACUUUGAAAAGCGUGACGAGGAGCUCAAGGCUAUCCCACAAUUCUGGCCUAUUGUCUUCCGUAACCACAGCUUCUUGAGCGUUUCAACAGCAGCACCAGGUGAUGCUGAUGCUCUUAAAGCUCUCGAAUCCAUCUCAGUUCAAAGAAACGAGAAGGACAGCAGAGAAUUCUCAAUCACAUUCAACUUUGCUGAGAAUGAAUUCUUCUCUAACAAGUCUUUCACUAAGGCUUACUCAGUCGUUGGUGAUAAGAAGGACACACCAACUGCUGAUGACAUUAUCAACUUUGACCCAGAACGCGACCUUACUACCACCAAGGUCGAAAUUGACUGGAAAUCUGAGGAGAAAAACUUAGUCAAGAAGCACCCACGUACUCUUGACCCAGACAAUGAAGAUGUUGACGCAGCUGGUGACCCAGGCUCAUUCUUCAACUUCAUCGCUGAGGAGAAGGAUGUUCUUGACAUUGGUCCAAUCAUCGCUGAGGAAGUCUACCCUAACGCUAUUGACGUCUUUAUGGGACUCGAGGAUGGUGUCAUGGAGGACUCAGAUGAGGAAGAGGAUGAUGAGGAAGAUCCAAACGCUGAGAUUGACCUUGAGGCACCAGAAAAGAAGAAGCAACGUAAGAACUAAUUGCUAAAUGAUUUAUUGUUAUUUUAUAUUAUGAAUACCUUUAUUAUAGCUGU
Messenger RNA from Wallemia mellicola CBS 633.66, 809 nucleotides. RefSeq lists its product as hypothetical. The transcript is spliced from 4 exons. Gene Ontology annotation, biological process: nucleosome assembly. Gene Ontology annotation, cellular component: nucleus; chromatin. Gene Ontology annotation, molecular function: histone binding; chromatin binding. Lineage: Eukaryota; Fungi; Basidiomycota; Wallemiomycetes; Wallemiales; Wallemiaceae. Bases 7 to 756 code for a protein of 249 amino acids. The record is from RefSeq and is a predicted model, not a curated record.